CCCCACCUCCAUACCCUGCUCCAUCUCUUCUUUCAUGGAGAAAUGCUCAUAGUUUUCCAAAUCUGCUUCAAGAAAUUCAAGAGAGAUGGAGUUGAAGGGAUGUCACUUGUUAAUAACUGAUUGCCUCAUGUAAGCUUCAGCUUUUGAAUGAUCAUGAUCUUUAGUCAUGCUGCCAUUGAAAACAUCACUUUGAACUCGCAUCUGUAAGUGGAGAGUGAAUAGUCAUCAGUCCCUGACGCGCCGCUCCUGCAAUAAUGAGGGAUGAGGCUGGCUUCUUUGUGGUCAGAAAAGGAGAUAUUGUUGGUGUUUAUAAAAAUUUGAGUGAUUGCCAGACUCAAGUUGGAUCGUCGAUAUGUGAUCCGCCUGUUAGUGUAUAUAAAGGUUUCUCUAUGCCUAAGGACACAGAAGAGUAUCUUCUUUCUUGUGGGCUUAAGAAUGCUCUUUACUCCUUCAGAGCCCAAGAUCUCACUGAUGAUCUUUUUGGCAGUUUGGUGCCGUGUCCUUUUCAGCAACCUUCUUCCUCCAAAGGUGGAACUUCAAAUGAGCACAUACCAAAGAAAAGGCCACCAGAAGCAAUGUGGCCUGACUAUGCUGAUGCUGUCGGAUCGGCAAUUUUACCACAUGAUUCUCUAAGAAAGCAUGCCAAAUUAGAACAGAAGGGUGAUCUAUCUAUAUCGCCGAGUCGCUCUUGCUCCCUUGAAUUUGAUGGCACGUCCAAAGGAAAUCCUGGACCAGCUGGGGCAGGAGCAGUCCUGCGAGCCGAUGAUGGGACUUUGGUUUGCCGGCUUCGUGAAGGUCUGGGUGUAGCAACAAGUAGUGUUGCUGAGUAUAGAGGCAUUAUUUUAGGGCUAACAUAUGCACUUGGCAAAGGGUUUCAAAGUGUUCGCGUUCAGGGUGACUCGAAGCUUGUUUGCAUGCAGAUCCAGGGUCUAUGGAAGGUUAAAAAUCAAAAUAUUUCAACCCUAUACGAGCAGACAAAACAACUAAAGGAAAGGUUCAUUUCCUUCAGGAUAAUUCACGUUUUGCGGGAAUCAAACUCGGAUGCUGAUGCACUAGCAAGCAUGGCCGUUGAUCUUCCUGAAGGCGAAAUUCGAGAGGAAAAUGACAAAUAGUUCCGGAACCAAUGUUAGGCCCCCUCUUCUGAACAAUGCAAUGACUUACAGAGGAAAGUUUUAAUAUUUUUUUAAAAAUAUUUAGCAGCCGGGUUUCGAAGAUAAGAAUGUUUCUCAAUGUCCAGUUUUGUUUAGUGUUGCUGCAAUCUGAUGAUAUGUAAUGUUGUUGAAGUAGAGCUUAUAACGGGUCGGGAUCGAUAACAUAGAAACAAUUGGUAGACUUACUUCACUCUGUUAGUGUUUGCCAUUUGUGUAGUAGUGCAGAAGUACUUCAACUCAAUGCCUUAUCUGUGGAUUCUGUUGUGUUGAAGUACUUGGGCAGCAUUUGAUGAAAGCUAAUCACUCUAACAAUGUGGGACAAAUUCGCAAGCAUUCAGGGCAUUGAAAUCGAAAAGGCACUCGAAUCAGGUACUUAUCCAACAAUACUCACAAAGAGGAUACUGGCGACUUCCUUCCAAGAUUUGAGUGAUGUGUUUAAAAAUCUGAUUCUCUAUUACAUACACAAACAUGACUGUCACUAACAACGCGUCACGAUUCAUCAAUCGAACUGAACCCUACCAUAUCUCUUGCGACAUCUCUAGAAGAGUGGAAAUGUUCAAAUGCUAUCACAAUACGGCAUGCCUUGGAGAAAAAACAAUUUGAAGAUCC
Messenger RNA from Cuscuta campestris, 1760 nucleotides. The record is from the annotation of a GenBank genome assembly. Lineage: Eukaryota; Viridiplantae; Streptophyta; Magnoliopsida; Solanales; Convolvulaceae.